AUGCUGAGUGCAGCAGAAGGCAUCCUCCUUUGUGUUGUCACUAGUGAGGCAGUGCUGGGGGUUUUAGGAGACACAUUCAUUGCACUUGCAAACUGCAUGGAGUAUGCCAAGAACAAGAAGCUCUCUAAGAUUGGUUUCAUUCUCAUUGGCUUGGCGAUUUCCAGAAUUGGUGUCGUAUGGAUAAUAAUUUUACAGGGGUAUAUGCAAGUAUUUUUUCCACACAUACUUACCUUUGGAAACAUAACUGAAUAUAUUACUUACAUAUGGGUGUUUCUCAAUCACUUAAGUGUCUGGUUUGCUACCAACCUCAAUAUCCUCUACUUUCUAAAGAUAGCAAAUUUUUCCAACUCUGUAUUUCUCUGGCUGAAAAGUAGAGUCCGUGUGGUUUUUAUCUUUCUGUCAGGAUGCUUACUUACCUCGUGGUUACUAUGUUUUCCACAAUUUUCAAAGAUGCUUAACAACAGUAAAAUGUACUGGGGAAACACGUCUUGGCUCCAGCAGCAGAAAAAUGUCUUCCUUAUUAACCAAAGUUUAACCAAUCUGGGAAUCUUCUUUUUCAUUAUUGUAUCCCUGAUUACCUGCUUCCUGUUGAUUGUUUUCCUCUGGAGACACAUCAGGCAAAUGCACUCAGAUGGUUCAGGACUCAGAGACCUCAACACAGAAGCUCAUGUGAAAGCCAUGAGAGUUCUAAUAUCUUUUGCGGUACUCUUUAUCCUGCAUUUCGUAGGUCUUUCCAUACAAGUGCUAUGCUUUUUUCUGCCACAAAACAACCUACUCUUUAUAACUGGUUUGACAGCCACAUGCCUCUAUCCCUGUGGUCACUCAAUCAUCUUAAUUCUAGGAAACAAGCAGCUGAAGCAAGCCUCCUUGAAGGCACUGCAGCACUUAACGUGCUGUGAGACAAAAAGAAAUCUCUCAGUCACAUAA
Molecule: messenger RNA, 927 nt
Organism: Rattus norvegicus (Norway rat)
Lineage: Eukaryota; Metazoa; Chordata; Mammalia; Rodentia; Muridae
Gene: Tas2r107
Product: taste receptor, type 2, member 107
Biological process (GO): G protein-coupled receptor signaling pathway; sensory perception of taste; detection of chemical stimulus involved in sensory perception of taste
Cellular component (GO): membrane
Molecular function (GO): taste receptor activity; bitter taste receptor activity; G protein-coupled receptor activity
Source: RefSeq, marked provisional